CUGUAAGCAGCUACAUCACAGAAGUAACUCCACCAUUCAGGACCCACACUUGUAAUUUUCUAACACAUUCUCCCCUUCACAAAGAAACAAACCAUAUUAUAGCUACACGCAAUUAAAAUCAUCAACAACUCCCUAAGCAAUUCAGAUCCUAAUAUGUAGUUCUUUUUAGCUUUGAUAUAAGCUCUCUUUCUCCAAAGUCCAACUAUCCUCUCCUUGUUUGAAGUUAUUGAUUUGUGUGUGUUUUUAAUCAAAGGGUGCAAUGGAGCAAGCAGGGUAUUGGAUGUGGAGAAGGAGGAGAUCGGAUUGUUAUUAUGAAUCAUGGGAAGAGCAAGCUUUUGCAGAAGAUGCAGGUGAGGCACUGGGAGGGUGCAUAUGGCCUCCGAGGUCUUAUUCUUGCGGCUUCUGUGGGCGUGAGUUUAGAUCGGCUCAAGCUCUUGGAGGUCACAUGAAUGUCCACAGGAGAGAUAGAGCUCGGCUAAAGCAAUCCCCGCCCACUGAUCCCCAACAUGAUCACAAUCCCUUGUUCUCACCUUUGGGUUUUCAGUGCCAGCCUGAUCAUGAGGUUUGUAACUUUGCUCAUAACCCUAACCCUAAUUCUCUCCCACCUAGUAAAAAGAAUUGUCUUGAACAAACUUUAGUUCCUCCUUUAUCUUCACCAAUGGUCCAAGAAAGCCCCAACAAGUCCCCAAAGUCAUGGUCAAACUCGGCAGCUGACAGAUAUCACCAUUUCUCUCAUCUGAGGGCUGAUGACGGAGACAAGAGUCCAAGAAUCCUAGAAUCUGAAUGUAGGGUUAAAUCAGAUUAUGUCCAAACGACUGAUUUGUCUUCAAGCUUGAGUCUAGUUGUUCGAGAAACACGCCCUACUACGUCUGGUAAUAAACAAGACAUCACCGUCGGCUGCAAGAGAAAGAGAACUGGUGAUGAUCAUCAUACGCCCACGAACUUACCCUUGUUCCUCAAGCCGAUCUCAGCUGAGGACGACAUAGAUCUUGAACUAAGGCUUGGUCAUCAACCCAAGGUAAGCUAGUUUUAUCGCAAGACCAUAUAUACUUUCAAUCUGGUCUCCACAAAUGAUCACAUAUUUUCUGUGAGUGUAACCUCGUUUACAUAUCUCAAGACGUCUUUGCUUUGAGUUUGAUGAAUUACUCUUACAAGGUGUAACAAAAGUUGCAUAUAAUUG
Hibiscus syriacus is the source of this 1180-nucleotide messenger RNA. Its product is annotated as zinc finger protein 10-like. NCBI's taxonomy places the organism in Eukaryota, Viridiplantae, Streptophyta, Magnoliopsida, Malvales, Malvaceae. The transcript has a single exon. Bases 260 to 1027 code for a protein of 255 amino acids. The record is from RefSeq and is a predicted model, not a curated record.